Misgurnus anguillicaudatus (oriental weatherfish) is the source of this 935-nucleotide messenger RNA. RefSeq names its product calcium binding protein 5b (gene cabp5b). Gene Ontology annotation, molecular function: calcium ion binding; calcium channel regulator activity. Gene Ontology annotation, cellular component: cytoplasm. NCBI's taxonomy places the organism in Eukaryota, Metazoa, Chordata, Actinopteri, Cypriniformes, Cobitidae. The record is from RefSeq and is a predicted model, not a curated record.
UGUUGACUGACAGUGAGGAAGGUUGUUUUCGCUCCUCCUCAGAGAAAUGUGAACAGAGGGACAGAGAGGAGAGACAAACACAAAGCUAAAGAGAACUGAGGAUCACUGUUGUACAGAGGAACUGAGGGAACAGGUAGAUAUACGAGGCUGUCAGAUAUGAGUCUGGGGCCAGCCUGCAUUUUCCUAAGAGGAGCUAAAAGAGUUGAACGCCCGUUGGCUGAUGAGGAGAUAGACGAGUUACGGGAGGCAUUUAAAGAGUUUGAUAAGGAUAAGGAUGGGCUGAUUAGUUGUAAAGAUCUGGGCAACCUGAUGAGAACGAUGGGCUACAUGCCCACAGAGAUGGAACUGCUUGAGCUCAGUCAAAGCAUCAACAUGAACCUAGGGGGAAGAGUAGAUUUUGAGGAUUUUCUUGACCUCAUGACUCCAAAGCUGCUGGCGGAAACAGCUGGAAUGAUUGGACUGAAUGAACUAAAAGAAGCAUUUAAGGAGUUUGAUUUAGAUGGUGACGGCUCUAUUACAAAAGAAGAACUGAGGCAUGCAAUGUUAAAGUUAUUAGGUGAAACAGGAAACAAAAAGGAAAUAGAGGCAGUGGUCAGAGAAGCCGACAACAAUGGAGAUGGGAGUGUUGAUUUUGAAGAGUUUGUCAAAAUGAUGUCUAAAAAUUGAGAAGAUACCCAAGCUGAAAUCAUCAAUAUACUCUACAGACCACAGAACUGUGCAAAUAAGGGAACAGCAUAUAAACACAUUGUUUAGUAACUACGUCACUUUUUCUUUAUUAUAUUAUAUAUGACCUCAGGCACUGACUCCUAUAAACACUGUAUGUUAUAAUGAUGUCAUAUGUUAGUGUUAUGCAACUUUUUAAUGCUCGUCUGAUACACGAGAAUCGGAUUUUGGACAUGCAUACUUGAACUUUUGGCAUAAAAUCAAAUGAAAAC